This is a messenger RNA of Suricata suricatta (meerkat), 3411 nucleotides long. RefSeq names its product claudin 12 (gene CLDN12). Gene Ontology annotation, cellular component: plasma membrane. The transcript has 2 exons. The record is from RefSeq and is a predicted model, not a curated record. Lineage: Eukaryota; Metazoa; Chordata; Mammalia; Carnivora; Herpestidae. The coding region runs from base 125 to 859 and encodes 244 amino acids.
UAUUUCUUCAAAAUAUUCAUAUUUGAAGAAGAGUACUCCUGUUCAACGACUUCAGUUGCUACAUGACCCAGUCAGUGGUAACCAAGCAUAUUCUGACUGACAAUACUGCACAAGCCUGCCUGCCAUGGGCUGUCGGGAUGUCCAUGCAGCCACAGUCCUCUCCUUCCUGUGUGGAAUCGCCUCGGUAGCAGGCCUCUUUGCGGGGACCCUGCUUCCCAACUGGAGGAAAUUGCGACUGAUCACAUUCAACAGAAACGAGAAGAAUCUGACUGUUUACACUGGCCUGUGGGUGAAGUGUGCCCGCUAUGAUGGGAGCAGUGACUGCCUGAUGUAUGACACUACUUGGUACUCAUCAGUUGACCAGCUGGACUUGCGAGUCCUCCAGUUUGCCCUGCCUCUCAGCAUCCUGAUUGCAAUGGGUGCCCUGCUGCUCUGCCUGAUUGGAAUGUGUAACACGGCCUUCAGGUCCUCAGUGCCCAACAUCAAACUGGCCAAAUGUCUGGUCAAUAGUGCAGGCUGCCACCUGGUGGCCGGGCUGCUGUUCUUCCUGGCAGGUACUGUGAGCCUCUCCCCAUCCAUCUGGGUCAUUUUUUAUAAUAUUCAUCUGAAUAAGAAGUUUGAGCCAGUCUUUGCAUUUGACUACGCAGUGUAUGUCACUAUGGCUAGUGCUGGGGGCCUGUUUACGACUUCCCUUCUGUUGUUUAUUUGGUACUGUGCAUGCAAAUCUUUGCCUUCUCCUUUCUGGCAACCACUGUACUCCCAUCCUCCCAGUAUGCACACUUACUCACAGCCCUAUUCAGCACGCUCUCGCCUCUCUGCCAUCGAAAUUGACAUUCCAGUCGUUUCACACGCCACCUAAUGGGGAAAUAGUUCUCAGAGAAAACUUGUAGCCUCACAUUUCCCUUGUACAAGGAGCUGUUUUGGACCUAUAUACAUUUUCCUUUGUUUCUGACCAGUCAAUGAAGCCAAAUUUGUAUGUCCUGGUAGAAUGAAGUGCUGCUAGUUUUAUGAAAAGUACAUUAUUUCAAAUGUGAAUCAUUCCUUUUAUCUUGCUUCUUAUGCUAGAAGGAUUUUUAACCUCUAUAUUGAUAUCUAAUCAGUUAUUCAAGUGGAAAGGACCUGUGUCUCAGUUGAGGUGAUCUAGAACAACAUGGUAAAGUAAAAAAACGAUGGCUGAGAGAGGCUGUUGUAUAUGAUCUUUAUGAGUAUUUCAGAAUGUAUAUUGUUCUUUUUCCAUAAUACCUUAAACUGGGAAAAAGGGCAGUUUCAAAUAUAAGAAAUUUCUUUCAGGUAAGGGUAAUGUUUUAACAAUAGUCAGUCUACCAGCUUAAGGCUGUAACUUUUCUUAUUUCUCUCUCGGGGCUAAUUUUAUUGAAUAGAGUUUGGUAUUUUGAAGAUUACUUUCUUUUGUGAGUUCCUUAUCUUCUUCUACCUCAUGGCAGUGUUUAAAAGUAAAAUGUAUUUUAAGUGAUGUCAGAGAGAAUAAGCCUAACAUUUUAAAUAUCUACUAAUAUGGAUAACAUUUACCCUAAUUUUAAAAGUAAAUGAUUCUGUAAAUUGUAUUAUUAGAAUUAAAAAGGGGCCAUGCGAUGGAUCGGUGCUUCCCCUCUGAGUCAGAAAUGCCUCCCCCUCCCCAGAUAUUAUCCACCAUGUAAUACUCAUGCUCUUGUGUAAUCUCUUAGUGACAAAGAGAAAGAAAGAAAGAGGCCCAAGUGGGUGGUUCUCUGUUAGUGGUAGGGGACAAUCAUCUGUUCUUCAGUGACCACAUCAGAGUUUCACCCUUGUGACUGCCUUUUGAAUGAUGAGUGAAGUCAGUUAUUGCUUCACCAUGACCACAUUCAGUUCCUGCCCUCGUCACUGAUUAUUUCCUUGAGAAUAUAUCUUUGCUCGACACUUUAGUGGGUGCUAUAGAGAAUACGUGAAAAGUAUGAGAUCAGGUUCCAUCCACUAAGAAAUUUUAAUAUAAUAAAGAAAAUCAAACUGUUAAAUAACAAUUAGGGAACAGUCUGACUUUAUUGGCAGCUGGUCUUAAUUUCUCAAACAUUGAUCCAGGAGUGUAUUUCAACCAGAGACAUGGCUUUCUGGCAGACAGGCCAGCAAUAUUCUGGAACUUAGAAAUUGAGUUCAUUGGAUCUUUCGGAGCACCUACCUUAGCCUAGACACUGUAAUAACACUCUGUUGGAUUCAUGAGAAUGGGCAAAACUGGUAGAGAAAUGAAAUUGUUCCCUUUUCACCUGUGAAAGUGUGAUGAGGUUUUGAAGAGGGAGGAGUAUUUAAGAUCUUUCCUCUAAUGGGGUAAUAAUUAGAUGGAACCAUGUUAACAACCAGAUAAAUGCUUAGAAAUUCAGGGAUAUUGGGUCUUUACCCUUAUGAAUUUGAGCUGCUGACUUAAUUGAGAUCGUUUGCUACACAUUAGUACUAUGUUCAUAAGGAUUUUGUUUUGUUAACCAUUACAAAUUUCACAAACAGCUAGUUGCAUGGUAAACAGUCGGUUAUUAUGCUUCUUUGCGAAUCUGGAUAUGAUUCUGUUACUUCUGUGGAUGUAAGUGGUUCUUUUUUUUUUCCUCCUAAUUACAGCACUAGUUUAUGUAUAUAGCAAAUAAAUCCAGUUGUGUAUUUUUUAAAUACCAUCAGUAUAAAGCAUGCAAAACUAUGGGUUAUUUUAGUUAUAGUUUUUGACUACCUUCAGUUCUUUUCCUUUUUACUCUUCCCAGAUGUAGCUGAAUGUUGAUCACUCCAAAACAAUGGCAGGUAGAAUUUUGAGAUUAAUAUUAAUUUCCUCCUGUGCUAAUUAGUAUCAGUCCCCUCUCUCACUAAAUUUGUCUCACCAUCUUCCUGUUCUCUGUAUAAACAAUGUUAAAGAAAAGCAGAUUCAACCAUUAACAUACUAGACAGGUUUUAGUCCAUGGGAUCAUACAUAAAAAUGUGCAGCUUUUCCUGUAAGCAGUUUUUGCAGUCUUCAUAAUCUGUAGACUCAAAUUAGUAUUUAUUAUGCAUAUACUAGGCAAAAGAAACAGCUGUUUCCCUUAUUGUCUUUAAUAUUUCAGAUUUGCUAUCGAUAGCUAUUCUUCAAAGCCAUCAAAGGAAAGCAAGUAUUACAUUUCUUUUUAGCAGUUCAGAGUACUCACCAACCUAUCAUUGUGCUGGGGGAUAUGUUUUUUGUUGUUGUUACAAGUUAUUAAUGUUAAGGGCCUUUUACAGAAUACAGCUUGGAAAACAACUUUAAAUGUGGUAUGAUGCACCAGAUUUGGUUUAUCCAGCCAUGGGAGAAAAAAAAAACAACUCUUGAGUUUAUUUUACUUGUAAUUAUACACUAUGAUAGAUAAUGUUUGUUGUAAACUGCAAUGUAAAACCUCAGUGAAACUGCACUGUAUUUCUUGAUGUUUAUUAAAAGAUGUAUUUUUACAAGUU